CUUUUAAGGAAAAAAGUUCAUGCGUGAGGAAAGCGUGCCAACAUCCAGUUUGAAAGCAGUUUUCUGCCACAGCGAGAGGCGCAAAGAGCGAGAAUAUCAUCCCCUCAUCUUAACGGAUAUCUACAUUUUUUGUAACCACGGCUUCAAAGGUGGACGGCGUUUUUUCUGCUCUAUCCCUGCAUUUCUUCAAGAGAGAAAUGGAAGAGGGCUCCAGUUCUCCGGUCUCCCCUGUGGAUAGUCUGGUGACCAGCGAGGAGGAGCUGGACAGACAGCAGAAGAGCUUCCCGGCGAAGAAGAGACACAGCAAGAAGGGCAGCGAGGACAGCAGCGGCAGCAGCCCGGGCCAGGUGAAGCGGGUCAAGAAGGCGAGUCCGAGCAGCAACCAGUCCUACGAGGAGCUGCAGAACCAGAGGUGCCUGGCCAACGUCCGGGAGAGGCAGCGGACUCAGUCUCUGAACGAGGCCUUUUCGUCUUUGCGCAAAAUCAUCCCCACGCUACCCUCGGACAAGCUGAGCAAGAUACAGACGCUGAAGCUUGCCUCCAGGUACAUCGACUUCCUCUGUCAGGUGCUGCAAAGCGACGAGAUGGACAACAAGAUGUCCAGCUGCAGCUACGUCGCGCACGAAAGACUCAGUUACGCAUUCUCCGUGUGGAGGAUGGAGGGAGCCUGGUCUAUGUCAGCAUCUCACUAGCAGCUGGAGGGGCUUCACUUACAUUGCCAAAAGGACUGUUUACUUCUACAAAGUAUGAAGACCAAAGGGAUUAUUGAAGAACUCAUGAACCUCAAAGGCACGGCCGAGAGACGUAAUGUGACCCACAACUACAAACUCUGUGCACAGUGUCUGUGUUUGUGUGUGUGUGUGUGUGUGCACAGUCAUCACACCGCUGCUGACGGUCUGGAGCUGUUGGUGGCAGAAAGAGAGGGAGGGGGAUGCAAUACUGAGCGCAUAUCUCGGCCUGCAUUUCAACAGAAUCCACCUUUUAACCGUGUUUCUAGAAGGAUUUAUAUUUUGUUUUGUCAAAGACUUUAAGCCUAAUUAUAAAAUAUAUAUAAAUGCAUAUUGUACAUACCCGUUUAAGUACGCCUAUAGCCUGUAAAGGGACUAAUGCAAUUUUAGAGUCUUUUGCUGCAUGGAUUUAUUUUACCGACUUUCUUUAGCAAAAAACUCCGAACUCCGUCCAAUGUACAUUGUUGGUUUGCUUAUUUAUUAAAACACAUAUUUUUGAACGAAA
Messenger RNA from Eleginops maclovinus (Patagonian blennie), 1233 nucleotides. RefSeq names its product twist2 (gene twist2). Gene Ontology annotation, biological process: regulation of transcription by RNA polymerase II; developmental process. Lineage: Eukaryota; Metazoa; Chordata; Actinopteri; Perciformes; Eleginopidae. The record is from RefSeq and is a predicted model, not a curated record. Gene Ontology annotation, molecular function: RNA polymerase II transcription regulatory region sequence-specific DNA binding; protein dimerization activity; DNA-binding transcription factor activity, RNA polymerase II-specific.